Molecule: messenger RNA, 9577 nt
Organism: Fundulus heteroclitus (mummichog)
Lineage: Eukaryota; Metazoa; Chordata; Actinopteri; Cyprinodontiformes; Fundulidae
Product: insulin receptor substrate 1-B
Exons: 3
Coding region: 363-3872 (1169 amino acids)
Biological process (GO): insulin receptor signaling pathway
Cellular component (GO): cytosol; plasma membrane
Molecular function (GO): insulin receptor binding; phosphatidylinositol 3-kinase binding
Source: RefSeq, a predicted model, not a curated record
GGGUGGGGGUCUCCACAGGCUUUGGGCAUCCUCAGACAGGUGGAGGAGGAGACGUCCUCAAGCAGGCGAACUGCACCGCGCUCGGACUUGAGGACUGGGCUGGGCUGCGGGACGAGCGGCGGCGCUCGCUGUGCGCGCUCGGUGCCACGGAUCCCCCUGCAGCCGAUGCCGAAUCCGAGAACAUGGUUUGGCUGAUUUCCCCCAUCCCGAUCCCCCCGCACACAUGCUUGAUGUUUUCGGCGUGCACGCGGGGAAGGCGAGGGAUGUAGCCGCAGCUGGAUAAAUGAGGAGAACACAUGGGCUUCAUCUUUUUCCCUGAGAUUCUUGCCGUGUAACCGGGCGUUUAUCGCGCUCCUCCGGUCAUGGAGAGCCAAGCAGUCGAGGCGCAGAACUACGAAGAUGUGCAGAAAAGCGGCUACCUCCGCAAGCACAAAUCGAUGCACCGGCGGUUCUUCGUGCUGAGGGCGGCCUCGGAGCACGGUCCCGCUCGGCUCGAGUACUACGAGAACGAGAAGAAAUUCCGCAGUAAAUCACCUGUGCCCAAGAAGGUCCUGAACCUGGAGACCUGCUUCAACAUCAACAAGCGGGCGGAUUCCAAGAACAAGCACAUGAUCGUGCUCUACACCCGCAGCGAGAGCUUUGCCAUCGCUGCGGACAGCGAGGAGGUCCAGAACGAGUGGUACCAAGCCAUGCUGGAUCUUCAGUGCAACUGUAAAACUCCUGAAGACUAUGGCAGCAGUGGAGAGUGUAGUUCUCCAUCUCCCAUCCCUACUUUUAAGGAGGUCUGGCAAGUCAAAGUUUGGCCUAAAGGUCUUGGGCAUGCCAGAAACUUGGUGGGCAUCUACCGGCUGUGCCUAACUGAGAAGACAGUCAAUUUUGUCAAACUCAAUUCUGAUGUGGCUGCUGUGGUGUUGCAGCUGAUGAAUGUUCGCAGAUGUGGCCAUUCAGAGAACUUCUUCUUCAUUGAGGUGGGGCGCUCAGCAAUUACAGGCCCCGGAGAGUUCUGGAUGCAAGUGGACGACUCUGUGGUGGCUCAAAACAUGCAUGAGACCCUCCUGGAGGCCAUGAAAGCCCUGAGUGAGGAAUUCCGUCAGCGCAGCAAGUCUCAGUCUGUGGGAACUUCAUGUGGCGGCGGUACUGCUUCAAAUCCCAUCAGUGUCCCGAGUCGGCGUCAUCACCCAAACCUACCACCAAGCCAGGUGGGCUUCUCUAGGCGAGCACGGACUGAGACCCCGGGAACAGGUGGUAGUAGCACGAGCACUUCACCCACGUCACGUCAUGGGUUUCCGAGGGCACGGACAGCCAGCAUCGGAGCCAGGUCGGAGGAAGGAGGAGCUAGUGCCAGAGGGACAUGGGCCAGUUCCAGCCCAAGUCUGAAUGGAUCCUGCUCAACUACUCCAACACUGAGGCCCAAACCCACAAGGGCCCCGACCCCUGCUAAGAUUACCCUAAGCCUUGCACGUUACACACCUAACCCUGCUCCCUCUCCCGCACCAAGCCUGUCCUCCAGUUCAGGUCAUGGGUCAGAGUGUGGCCUAGUUGGGUCUGUGGUGGGAGGCAUAUCGAUUUGCUCCUACGCUCGCGUUUCUCAAAGAGUUUCUGUUUCAGGUUCACCGAGCGACUACGGCUCCUCGGAUGAGUACGGUUCCAGUCCUGGGGAGCACUCUCUGCUCAUACCCAGUCUAUCUGGACAUCAUGCACACGGAGAGGGCUCCUCCAGCUAUAUAGUGAUGGGACAACGAGAAGGUCUGCUUGGUUCCCAUCAUCAUUCGAAAGGCAGACGGAUUCUGCGACGCUCAUCUAGUCGGGAGUCUGAGGCCGAGCGAAGGCUGCUGAGUAAAAGGGCUUCACUGCCUUUGGCAUCCCAUGAAAGACUAACCCCGCACAGAAAAGAUGAAGAUGAUGACGAUGAGGAGGAGUACGCCAUCAUGUCACAGAGUGCUAACAGAGAGAGGACGAAUCUGCACCAAGGCUCAGGGAAUCCAGGAGUUCAGGGCGGGCCGCUUGAUGAAGUAGGGAAGAACAGGAAGCGGGCUGACAAAAGCAGGGGACAUGGGGACAGAGGAGCAGCUUUGGACAGUGGCUACAUGUCAAUGUUACCUGGGGUGACAUCUCCUCCUGUUUCACUGUCUCUUUCAAGGGGUAUCUACGACACCAGUGCUAAACCUGAGGUAGACGACGAGUACAUGGCCAUGACCCCCAACAACAGUGUGUCCCCUCCUCAGCACAUCAGCCAGCCCUCUGCAGAGGGCUACAUGGUCAUGUCUCCAAACAGCAGCAGCUCCACAGACCUGCACGGACUGGGCAUGUGGGAGAGCAGGGCCGGCAUGGAGAGCCGGGCAGCCAGUGACUACAUGAACAUUUCCCCCGUAAGCAGCCGCUCUGCCUGCAGCACGCCACCUUCACACCCUGAGCAGCACCAGCUGCAACCAAAAAUGUUCAAUUCAUACUUCUCCCUGCCACGAGCCUAUCAGCACACCCUCUAUACUCGCUUUGAGGAGGACUUAAACAAAGGGGAAGAAAAGAAAGACAGCAGUGGGCAUGACAGUUCUGGAAGGGGAGGGAGAACAGCCUACAACAAGAGGAACAAAUCUGCAGCGGGCUCUGCAGGAGGUUGCCAGCUCUCCAUGUCUUCCUCAUCUUUCUCCUCCAGCUCUGCCAGCAGUGAAAGCCUUGAAGAUAAAUCCCUAUCUGCUGGCCGAGGGUUAAGUUUAUUAAGAACUGGGGGGGAAUACAAAAGUGCAGGAACAUCCACAAAGGAUGGACGUCACCACCAAAAACGUACAUCCAGUAGUAAAAGCCCAAAGCAACAGAGGAGGGGGCGUCCCUUGAGUGUAUCUUCAGACAUCGCUAAGGCAAACACUCUACCAAGGGUUAAGGAGAAUCUACCACCCCCGGGGUCUCAGAAUGUUGGGGACUAUGUAAGUAUUGUCUUUAAAGAAGAUGGUGCAUAUGAUAAAGGACGAAGUGGAGGGUCUCAUCAUGGACCGCCUGUAAUCCAUGGAACUCUGCGGCCCAUGAACCAGCCUCUCCUCUGUCAUGAUAACCCUGCUAACCUUCCCCGCAGCUUCUCUGCCCCCCUCUCCACCUCCGCCGAGUAUGUCAAUAUGGAUUUAGGGAAAUCCUCGACACCCCUGACCUAUGUCAGAUCCACAUUCAGCACCCUCCAGGGCCCACCAGCGGUUGUCCCCAAGGCCCGACAUGAACACAGCCCGUCCUCUCCUCUGGUAGCAGAGUGCAGCGCAGGGUACAGAACAAAAAUAAAGAUGGCAACAGUGCCGACGGAUGUUCCUGUCCCAUUUAUGGACAGCAAAGUUUCAGAUUCGAAGAACUCAGCGAGAGCUGCCAUCCGCUCUGGUCAAACGGUAUCUAGGGAGCAGGAGACAAGUUUGGGUGCCUCCCCAGUCAAGUCCUUCCAGUCGCCUGAUCGGAGCAGCAGACUGGUCCGAGGUGAUCAGCAGGGACACUUGAGCCACCGAUCCGAGAAAUUCAGCUCACCGCCAUCUUUGCCACCAUACCCAUCUUCUUCUACCUCCCUCUACCCUGAGGGCGCCCAGGCAGUGAGCCAUCGGAAAGGUUUGGACUGCUCACUGUGGGAGAGUGGACAGGCUUCUGGUUUGUCUGCCACGCCUCCACCCCAAGCCUCCACCUCAUCCACUGAACAAGGCCUUAACUACAUAGACCUUGACUUAGCCAUGAAGGAGAGCCCUCAGGCUGGAGCGGAGCGCACCUCUCCUGUCUACAACGUGGGAGGGUGCGCUUUAGGCACCAGUGCUGGCUCUGGCCUCAACACUUACGCCAGUAUUGAUUUUUACAAAUCAGAGGAACUACGAACGAACCAGAACAGUAGGAAGGAUGGUCAAGACUGUUGAUCUCCAUCUCCGUCUUUGAUGCGGCGGCUCGGCACUCGGCUCGCCACGUGUUGCCGCAACAGAACUGUACGCUGGAGUCAGAACGCUGAAACUAAGGAGAUCUCAUCCCCAUCCCGUCUGCUGUUUCCUGUCAACCAAAUGUGUGCCAAACACAGACACACUCACAAACACACGUACAACCGCACCACACAGCCAAAUUUGAAGGAAAAAGAUGUUGCCCUGCUUGAACUAAGGUGACACCUGACCUUUGUCUAACUUGGUACAGAGAAGGAAGAAGCUCACAGGCGUCCAUUCUGUUAAUUGUAGACUGAUCUUUUCUCACUAGCCUCAAAAACAUAGUUAUUCCAAAACUUUAGUUAUUGCAUUUUAAUGCAACGUUCAUUGUAUGUAAGGUUCAAUGAAAAAUGUAACUUUUAUACGUUUAAACUAAAACCCAUUUGCCUGUGAUUUCUAAUCGGUUUAAUUGAAAUUCUGUGCCCCCAAAGCUGAAAAGUAGAAGCCGGCGUGCUAAUUCGUGAGUCCACUGAACUUUACUGUGGUAUUACCCCCAUCUUCUCUGUACAUAUAGUUUAAAUGAUCAUCAGGUGUCCUUUAGGUUCGAGCAGAUAAUGAAAAUAACUGGUGGACACAAGUUAAACAUUCACACCAUCUCACUGUAAACAGUUUUAAAUUAACUACUGUAAAGUUGCCCAAAAAAAGCUUUUAUACUUGUUUACUACUGCUGUUGUGUUACUGAGGUCCUUCAAAUACCGGUAGAAAUAUACUUUUAAAUACAAACACUCAAUACAGGACCCUCCACAUUGAUUUGUACUCCUAAUAACAAUGUGUAAAAAGCCUUAAAAUAAAUAGUUAUUUUAUUGCAGUAGCAUAAUUUCACUUUUAAAAAUGUACUAUAGCAGCGAGCUUUGAAAAUGUUUUGUGAUUAGGUUUGAGGACUUAGAUAGUUAUGGAAGACUUCUGAUUUAUUUAUUUAUUUAUUUAUUUUGGUCUGGUGAACCAUUUCUCUGUUGAUUUGAGCCAUUUGCUCAUCAAUAUUCUGUGACGGGCUGUUUAAAGUUUACAGGAUCUGGUAUUUAGCUUAAUGGCGGCCCCUCAAGCCCACAUCACCACAGACCCUCCACCAUGCUCAACAGUGGGCAUGAGCUGGUUUUCAUCAUAUUUUCCCUUGUUUCACGUCACACCUACCUUUAGUGUCUGCUGACAAAUAUUUUUUGUCUCAUCUGAACUGAGCACACAGUUCUAAUUAAGGUCCUAGUAGCACUUAGCAAUUGGCACAUGUUGACAUGUAUGACUGUAAGAAAAAAAAAGGCUUUUUCUUUACUGGGAGAUGCCCAAAAGCCAGUUGGCCUCGGCCGGCUUUGUUUGUCCUGGUUUUAAUUGUUGCUCUCUCUGUGGACACAGAGAAAUUUAGAUCUGUAGCUAUUUUCUUGCAGUCAUUUCCAGAUUACUCUAAUGCCAUGUUCUCUUGUCUUUCCCAUUUUGACAAAUGGGAAAGAUGAAUGCGCCCCGAUGUCAUAUUAAAAGGUAAAGAAAAUAUAAAAAAUUAGGGGUAUGGCACCAAUAAUGCCAUUCAUUUUAUUCUUAAUGUGUUCUAAAAUAAAACAUUCUUUUAUUCUAAGGCUCUUUGCACAUCUUUAUACAAAUACCAGUUGAUGUGAAGGUUGCUGUAUUUACAACAAGCUACAGAUAGCGGAUUUGGCAGGGAAACGGCUACAUUUAGCUGAAAUCUACAUGUGGCAAAGCAUCCACUCUUUAGACGACGGGCAUGUGUUUUAGCGCAGAGCAGGCCGUCUAUUUGGCCGCCCAGAACCACCCCAACGCUGUGAUGAAAAUCAAAGUCAAGCAGCAUUGUCGUUGGCGAACGAAGCUCAUAUUAAUGAAGGCGUCCGUGCAGAGAUGUGCCGCCGAGUUCUGAAUGCGAAGCUAGCAAAAGCUGCUCAUAUCCCACUUUAGCCGUUGAAAGAUCUGCCGGAUAGAUGGAUGGAAGAGUAGGAGGAACACACGCAGCCGGUCUGCGGCGUCUACCCAGACAGAGAGCUGCAGAUAUAAUAACAGUAUAUCAGAUGAGGCUGACACAUGACUGUCAAAUCAAUUACAUGAUGCCUGAGUCACAUCGCCGAGCGCUUCGAGGGCCAACUGAGGAAAGACCACCAGAGGAAAAGAAAGAGAGUUAUACGUUGUUUUGUUUCCUGGGAAGUUACAAUCCUUUUGAACUUUUAAGUAACACAAGCUUAGUAGGAAAAUUAUAAAUGUUUUUCCUUUUUUUGGCAUCUCAGCUUUUCUAUUACAACUGUAUAAUACACUAUGGUAUAUACUAUAGUAAUAAGAGUAGAAUGACAGAAACUAUAGUACAUACUGUGGUUAGUUUUCCUCAUUUGCAAAACAGUUAACACGAUUUCAAUAUAAAGUGACACACUACAACGGUAUAUAAAAUAAACAGUAUACAUAUAAUGAAUAAUACUAUAUAGCUUAGAUAUCUAUAUACUCUUUUAUAAAGUGCCUCAUUUUUGAUUGUAGCUGUUUUUACACAGGUGAUCUUAAAAUGGGUUGUGAAAAUGUGGGUGGGGAAAAAAAAAACAUCAACUUUUCUCUUCAACGCUUAAAUUUGUGAAAGGAGGACAGACCAGAAACUUAACACUGCUGCCAUUCAACAGUAAUUAGAUUGCCUUAAAGUGUUUUAUUCAGAGACAUGAAACAAAAACAGUCUGUUUUGCUUUUUUUGUUUGCAGUGCCUAACACUGAAGCCACAAUGUAAGCACAUGCACCCCUCUCUAUUAUGGUUGGCUGUGUCAGGCUGUGGUUGGGCUGAAGAAAAAAAAAAAAAAAAACACAUGAAGGAAGAAAUCCUCUCCUCAUAUCUCGUUUUUUUUUUUUUCUUUUUUAGUAUUAAUUCCAAUUUACUUUAUAUUUCACUGUCAUCCACGCAACUAAAACAGCGAACAAAAUAUUGUGUACAUUGGUCAUAUACAGUGCCUUGCAAAAGUAUUUAUAACCUUUGAAUGCCACAAAUUCCAAACUGUAUUUCAUUACGAUUUUAUGUGAAAGACCAACAGAAAGCAGUGUACACGUGCAAAGUGGAAGAACGUUGAUACAUUUUCCAAAAUCUUUACAAUUAAAAACCAUGUUUUUUUUGUUUUUUUUUUAUCCAGACACCAAAGUUACACCUGCGAGUAUUUUAGGGUACAUCUACCAGCUUUGCACAUCUAAAGACUGAAAUGAUGUAUGAUUGCCACAGAUUCUCAAUUGGAUUUAUGCUGAAACCUUUUAGAUUAGUAAAUUAUUUUGAAAAACAUGUUUUCUCUACCCUUCAGAGUUAUAUUCUGUUGGUCUAUCACAUAAAAGCACUAAAGGAAUACAUUAAGGUUGUCGGUUGCUAAGGUGAAAACGUGGAAAUAUUCAAGGGAUAUGAAUACCUAGGCAAAACAUUGCAUUUUAUCUUUUCCUGUUUUCUACUGCAUAAAGAGAGUUUUCAUGGUCCUGCAUGUAAAUAAUGAACACAAUAAUGAUAUGAAAUAACGUUGUGUUUUCAAAGUACUCCCUAAACCCCCAAAAUCAGUUUAAAAAAAAAAAAAUGAAGCGUGUUUGUCGCUGAUAGCUCGUCUGCGUCAAAACUGUGAGAAAACUGUUUGCUUUUCAGCGGCCCGAUGAUGCGGACAUUGAUUCAGCUCCCGGAAGUUGUGAAUAGUUCUGUUUCGCUGGCACAUUGUCUUUUUCUUUCUCUGCACUCAACCACCCGCAAGGACUGUGGACCGAGUCUUAAUGCUCAUAACUUCCUCUUCUUCAAAUUCUGCUGCAGACAAGCAAAUUACCCAAAGGAAAAAAAAAAGGGCAAAUAAGAAGUCUAAAACUAAUUAAAGGAUCAGAGCAUUUCCGUUUGGUCCGAUUUACUCACAUAACCCAGAUACCAGUCAAGAUGUUCUUUUUGUUUUCUACUCAUGUUGUGUUUCUCUGAUGGUUGUAAUUUGACUUGGGUUUUAAACCAGAGCCACGCCUGGACACAUCUGGCCUGGUUGUGACGUUGCUGAAAAGUGCGGAACGUGUUGGUCGCACAUACUUUAUGAAAAAGAAAAUGUCCGCUGUAUUAUGUUAAAAGGGCAAUGCAAUGUGGAACCAGGGCUCUGGCUGAGUGCACACAGGGUAAAACAAAUGAAAGGCUUUUCUUGGUGAAGUUCAGACAUUUAGUAGCUUUUCCCACAUUUAGAUCAACUUACACGUGUUUUACAAUUUAAAGGACUCGACAUCAGCGUUGUCAAAUCAUUCCAAAGUUUACCUAAAUGAAUGCAUCAACUUUUUUAGGAUCUUAACGUUUUAUUGGUACUUAUUUAUUGGUGCCUGGCAUAGCAGUGGAUAGCAAAGAAAAAGUGAGAAUCACUAUGGCAACCAAGGUGUGCUGCAGGUAUAAAAAAUUUAGAGAUAGUGCAAAUUAGGCAUUCAAAGUAAAACUCACUGCUACUGUGCAGAAUAAAUGUCCGCCUUUAUUAAACCUAACCUAUUACACCUACUAUCUGGUUGAAAACUAUUAUUGUUAUCAUUUCAAAGUAAAAUCACGUUCAUUCUCUUCAACUUUCAACUUUAAAAGUCUCAAUGUUUUAUAGAUUUGCCUGUGGCAAAAAUUUGGAUCACAUUACUAAUGUAGCUAAAUUAAGCAUGGAAAAACGGAUCCUGUGGCCUUUUCUACAUAAUUCACAAUUCCUUAAAAAUAGUUUUCGCUUUCACGUAAAUACCAGAUAAAUACCACAUAAAUACAUAAAUUCACAUUUCUGAUUUUUCAUAGUUUAGUUAUGACAAACGUACACUUCAGAAUCCUCUUUACCAAAGAUAAUAUAUUUUGGACCUAAGACAGAGAUGGUGGCAGGCACUAUUAAGUUGUCCUCAGUUUUGAUUUCUAACGCGUCUCGGCACAGUCGGCGUACCCCUAAUAUUGACAAUCUUAACCAAAUCCAUACAACAGCUUCAGUUUUAAUAGUUUAUCUUUCUCACUGGUGUAUUUUUAAUCUGUUUUUGUUAUUCUUGCGGAGCCUCUAUUCUAAUUGGGGAUUAAGAGAGAUUCUCUGACUGUACUUUAUAAUCUCAAAUCAGAGUAGACGCAACAGUUGGUGCUACUGGAAAGCCCCUCGGCGGGUCUGACGUUGGCUUAGGAGGAAGCAAACACACGAGAGGAGUGCAGAACUUUAUAACCAAAACUACUGUAGCUUAAUUAAUAUCGGCUGCAUUUCUACCUUCAUUCCAGCUGAGUGACUCGGCUGAGGAUUCUCAUUGGUUGGAUGAUACGAGACGUCUGCUUCCUUAUAAUAUUUUACAGCCACACGGCGGGCAGACUGCUCCACAGACUCUAAAUGUGGGAAAUGAUACUGUAUGUACAAUCAGGAUGCCUGUUAUAAUUACAGUAGAAGAGCGUCAUAUGUAUUUUAAAUCAAAUGAUCCUACUUUGAUAAUAAUGUAAUUGUAAAAAAAAAAAAAAAAAAAAAAAAAACCUAACAAAAAAAAAACAAACAAACAGGAAUUCUUGGUAUGUGAAGUUUUAUGUGUAUAGAGAAGUUUGCUUCAAGGGAGGGGAGGGGAUGGGCGGCAUGGGGUUCAUUCUGUUCAUGGCGAAAAUUGUUUCAAACAGAAUAUUGAUGAUUUUUGUCUGUGAUGUAGACAACAUCAAUGUUUUUUUUUUCCUUUUGAUAAAAGACAAAGUGAUAUAAAAAAAAUGUCAAAGA